Messenger RNA from Metschnikowia bicuspidata var. bicuspidata NRRL YB-4993, 1536 nucleotides. RefSeq lists its product as uncharacterized. Lineage: Eukaryota; Fungi; Ascomycota; Pichiomycetes; Serinales; Metschnikowiaceae. The record is from RefSeq and is a predicted model, not a curated record. The transcript is spliced from 2 exons. Bases 1 to 1536 code for a protein of 511 amino acids.
AUGCUGGUGCUGGACGAGAAAUGGGAGAAGCGCCAGGCCCGUGUCCGGGGCUCAGGCACACGUGACAUCAAGAUAGAAGAGUUCAGUAUAGCCUCGCCGGAAACGCCGAAACCGCGGCCGAUGCUGCGGAACUUGGGCCUGGUGCCGGGUCAUGAACAAGCUACGGGAGAUCAAGACAGACUUCCAGGAGACCAAGACAGAUUUACAGGUCAUCAAGACAGAAUUUCAGGACAUCAAGACAUAUUAACAAGACAUCAAGACAGACCCCCAGGGCACGAACAAGCUACAGAGCUUCAGCAUAGAUUUUCAGUAUCUCAAGACAGACUCCCCGAGAAACAGCAUGCACGUUCAGAAUCCCAAAGCAGACGCCCGGCCCGAGAAGCAGCCGCGGCGCCCAAACCGCCGGCGCUUCCGAAAACAGAGCCGCGGCACGAAAACAGGAAACUCGCGUUCAGCUCUGACGACGACGACGACGACAGCCCUGCCAGUGCCAUCGAGCCUUUCUUCGCUGAAGAGAAGCCGCUGACUGCAGAAGCGGAAUCCAGCGCCGAGCCGGGCGACGCCAGCCUCGCGCUCGAGACCUCGGACCUGGGCAGCGUGCUGGGACCCGCCCAAAACGACCAAGGCCACGUGUCUGUCAAGCGCGAAGACGGCCAAGACCAGGUGUCGGUCAAGCGCGAAAACACCGACGGCACAGCGCCGGCGGCCCAAGCCAAGCGGCGCCGCGGCCGGCCCAAAAAAGAGGAGCGGACAGAAAAGGUGGCCGUGGUCACGCGGCGGUCCCGGCGGAUCGUCGACAACCCCAGCUUGCGCCAGGCGCACGUGCCCAACCCGGCGGCCCUCUUCAAGUCGCCGCGGCCGUUGCAGGCGCUCGGCUUGGCGCUGGUGCUCCCCCACAAAGUCAGCAGCAAGCCCGCGGCCCGCGGUGACGCGGUGCUGUUGGGCGCCCGGCCGAACGGCAGGCAGCGGGCGUUGCUCGUCGAGGCGCGGCGGCUCGCCACGCCCAGCACGCGGGCCAAACGCGUGAGUCUCACCACGUUGGACGUGCUCCAGCAGUUUGUCGAGGAGCACGCGCCGCGGCCCGCGCAGAACGACGUGGUGAGCGAGAACGUGGUGCUCACGGAGUUCAAGGCGCACUUGAAGUACCACUUGGCGCACUUGAUGGACCAGCACGCGGCCAUCCUGGACAUCGCCCAGGACAUCAGCGACGUGCAGCGGCGCAAGAACGACGUGCGCCGCAGCAUUCUCGAGCUCCGCAAGAACCACGCGGCGGUGGGCCGCGAGCUUGCGCAGGAGCGCAGGGCGUUUGCCGACUCCAAGGCGAGCCACGCGGAGUUCAUGGCCAUGGCCAACUCGUUGCACGGCUUGAAGGCGGCGGUGCGCCGCGCCGCGCCGGAACAGGCCAGCCGCAGCGGGCUUGUGCUCGGUCUGUUGGAGGACGCCUCGCGGCUUGUGCACCCGAGAACCGGGCUCCUGGCUCAGCUCCGGGGCGUCAAUGCGGCGCUCUUGCGGACGCUAGACAGGGCCCCAGAGUAG